UUUCCUCCAUCAGAACAGAAAAAGUAGCCACAAACUCCAAAGAAAACGACGACUUACUCUUAAAUUGAACAAAUCACCAUUCUUAAUACGAAUUUUUGUAAUGUUACUGACUUGAAAAUACAUAUACUCUUAAUAUUUUAGUUCGUCUGAGCCAGUGGAGGCUAGAAUGUCCCGACAUGAUGGUGUCAGCUGUGAUUCAUGUUUGAAGAGUAACUUCCGAGGAAAGCGAUACAAAUGUUUGGUUUGCUAUGAUUAUGACCUCUGCGCCACAUGCUAUGAAUCAGGGGCUACCUCCACCCGCCACACCAAUGAUCAUUCUGUGCAGUGUAUUAUUACCAGAUCAGACUUUGAUAUAUUUUACGGAGGGGAAGCUAUAACUGCAGAGCAACCACAGGCAUUUUCGUGUCCAUACUGCACCAAGAUGGGAUAUACGGAGGCAUUACUGCAGGAACAUGUCACUGCAGAUCAUGCAGAUACCUCAAUAGAAGUGGUAUGUCCAAUCUGUGCAUCACUGCCUGGCGGAGACCCCAACCAUGUGACUGACGACUUCGCCGCUCACCUUACUUUAGAGCACCGUGCUCCUAGAGAAUUCGAUGAACCAACAGGGAUUCGUCACGUACGUAGAAUACCACACCCUGGCCGAGGGGUGGGUGGAGCCAGAACACGUCGAGCCACCAACAUGCACUUUUCUGGAACCAGCGGAGCCUCUCUAACCGGCCUCUCCCCCAGCGGCAGGGAGGCUAUGGACCCCAUAGCUGAGCUUCUCUCUCAGUUGUCAAGUGUUCGGAGUAGGGCGGCUGCAGCCCAGAGCGUAACCUCCCAGUUGCAGCAACUAGAGAUGCAGUUACAGUCAACUAGGUCUGCAAAACAACAGUUGGAGAGGACUCCGCGUCGACAGAUGGUUGAGGCGGCUAAGACGACAGCCGCAGGGGUGGUGGCAUCGGGGGAGGCAGGAGGGAGCAACACUGCUGGCAACAACAACAAUGCUGUAACCAACUCUCUCUACCUUCUAGCCAGAUGCAGUGAGCCUGUGAUAGAUGAAAUGGAUGUGGAGGCUGGCAGACGAGAACGCUCCAGUCGAAGCCUGUUCAUCCAGGAAUUACUCCUUUCUAUGCUCACCGAGCAAACCAACCUUCCUGAUUCCACGCUAGAAAACCUUGAUAAACUCUUACUCUCUGACCAGUUGCAAGAGGCGACGUCAGAAAAGUCAGAAAAGCCGGAUGAAGAGACAGACAAAAGUGAUAAUGCCCACAUAGAGGGGGCUACUGCCAUGGAAAAGGAGAAUGUGCCGCUUGCUAGUAGUAAAAGUUCUAGUUCUGAGGCGCAUUUUGUGGUAACAGGAGCUAGUGCUGUGAAUAAAAGCGUAGGACAAAAACCAGUGGAAAGAGCAUUGACUGGAACAAAACAGAAAGCCUUAGGUUCUUCUGUGGUGUCCGCUGUAAAUGGGAAAGGUGCAAGCGGCAUUUCUGGUGGCCGAGUUCGGCAAAGUACCGUUCAGUACCAAAGUCAAGGUGAGCGCCACAGUCAGUCACUGCAUAAUGUUCGACAGAGCAGUCUUAUGCAGAAUAUGGAACUGUCGAAUAAUUUAUCAUUAAAUGUUGGCGGGCGCAGCGGGGGUGCUGCAUAUGAUACGGAGAAUCCACAACCGUUGCCGGGGCGACCUGGUUCUGGGGGCCGGGAAAGGGAAGGCCCCAUUAAUCCUGCUACUGCAAAACGAAAUAUGGUGAAGCAUUUUCCAGCCACAAAAGCGUCUGAUCGGGAACCCCCUCCCCACUGAAUGAAGAAAUAGGGGACGGUCAUAGGUUAUAUAGUAUCCUCAAAUGUUUAUAUAAUUGAUUUUCCUUGUACUGGUGGAUUUUUAUUACUUUAACAUGGUUAUUUAUUAACGGCUUGACUAUAAGUCAAGUUGUUUUAUUGACAAUAGAAUGUAUAUGAACCUGUUAAGAUAUGUAUUGUAUGUGCUAUUUAGAUAAAAGAGUAAGAGAACCAUCAAGUUUAAGUAAAGUAAAAGAUUAACUCUUGCAUAUCCUGCCUAGAAACUAAAAUGCAAAAUGCAGUAUGGGUGGCUCUCAUAGUUUGCUAAAGAAAUCUUUGUUUGGGGUUUGUGUUAGUUGUCUUUUUAAAAAAAUAUAAACCAAGCUGAUUAAAAAGGAAACUUAAGAUUAAGCAGACUAACAAAAAAGUUUUGGAAUUAACAUAUAGGUUAAGAUAUGCAACAGGGAAUCUGAGUAGCUUGGUCAUGAAUGUGUUAACUAGGCUGUCAGUUGCAUAAUUGUAUCAUUAUCACAGUUCUUGUUGAAUACAUCAUGUUAGCCAUAUCAGAACGGUAUCAAAUUCAAAGAUAGUUAACUUAUUUGCUUGUUUGACAAUUGUUAUAUUAUUGAACUUUUUUUUAAAAAGUGAUCAAUUUAAAAUGUUUUCAUUCAGGGCUCAAAUUAAGCACUCACAAACUUGUGAAUGCUGGUGAUAAAUGGAAAAUACAAGUAAAUUUUGAAGGUUCAUACAAAAAACUUUUGAAGUCUAAAAUGCUGUGGAAAAAAGCAACUUUCAGUUUCUGUUUGUUAGCUUUUGUUUGCCUACUUUCAUUUUCCCACCAACAUGCAUAAAAUUAUAACUUUUUCACAAGGUAUUAUGUUUUCACUAUUUUAGCGCUUUCUCCUGGUAGACUGGUAUUUCAUGUUCAAAUCUUAGAUGGCAGUAGUUGACUAGUAUUGAUUGAUCAUCAUGGCAAGCUGGAAAUAGCAUGGGUUUUUUUUUCGAGCAUGAUUUGAAAGUGGUUUCUACAACAGCUGAUAGUGAUGGUUAAUCUGACCAAUCAAUCUAGAAAAACUAUAUUGUAACUAUAUGGGAGAAGUAACUCAACGUAAAAUGAACAAACCAUGAAGAUAAAAAUGGAAAUGUCUACAAGACAUUUUGUGCAGACUGCCUCAAAUAAUUGCCAAACCAGACUUCAUCAAUUGUAUGCUAAUGUUAUACCUUUAUAAUGUAAUCUUUUACGACACAGAAAUUAAAAUGUAAUAAACGAAUAAUUAUGAAAUCACAAAAAAUUGUGAGUUAACUUAAAAAAAUUGCGAGUUAAUUUUUCAGUUAGUUCACGUCUGUUUUUAAACUUGAGCCCUGGCAUUUGAUGUUUUUGCAUACCAGCUCUGAUACUUGAAAAACAAGAUGGUGUAUGUUUAUCCAAAGUUAUAAGGAAUUGUUUAUGUCAAAAUCAUAUUUUUCACAUUCUUGUUUGUGAACUAAUAAAACAACCUCACUUUGCAAUGGAAUUUUUUAUUACCUCUUUGUAAGAUUCAUGUCUCAUUAACUGUUUUUGUCUGUGAAUAGUGAGUGUUGUAAUAAUCAAUUUAUAUACAAUUUUUGCAGUUAUUUAUGUAAAUGCGCUGGAAUCAUGUAUACCAUACAUAUACAGAGACCAUUUGAACAAAAACAGCUGUAAAGAAAAUACAAGUCCAUUUUCUAUGAAUCAGUAAAUGUUGCAUUUAUCUAAGUAAUUUAAAUUGAACAUAUUAAUCAAAAUGUUCAAAAUGUGGAAUUUCACCCUUUAUUGCCGGACAUUUUGUAUCAAAAUAGUUGAUUUUUCAGAAUUAUAUAAUGAUACAAUACAAUAGUUAAAUUUAUAGAUGGGUUUAAUUCUAGGAAACCGACCUGUUUUUCACAGACCUCUUUUUCACACUUGUUUCGUAAAGAGGUGGUACUUAAGAACCUAAGUAGUUCUUUACAAUAGUGUUAAUCUAACUUAUCUAUCAGCUAUUUAACCAUUGUUAGGUUAAAAACUUUUGGAUCAAAUAGGGUGGAUGAAAUAUGGAUGCAAAUAUAUCAUGGUAGUUUUGAGGUCAGAUAUCCAAAACAUUUAAAAUACCAUUAUUUGUCUAUGGCUGGAUAAUCAGACAUUGCUGUGCUUGUUAGUUUGAAAAGAAAAUGCCAAACAAAUGUAUGACAUAUAUAGUAAAUGUUAUGUAUACAGCUCAUAUUUCUACAUAAUGACACCUGUAAGUGCAUAUCUCGCUGUGAUAAUAGUAAAUGUAUUGUUUAUUUCUGAUUUCUUACUUUUUUGUUUUUGUUAUUUUCAUAGCUGUUUCGGGAUUACACAUGUAACAGAGUUGAUGUUGUUUAACAUCAUUGGAAACCUUGUGUAGUUAGUUUAUGCUUCUUGUCCUUAAUGUCAAGGUUAGUUGUACAUUCUAAACUGGCUUGUACAUUCUUGACUGGCUUGUACAUUCUUUAGCAAAUACAUUCAGUAUUGGCUUGUACAUUCUAUACUGGCUUGUACAUUCUUUACUUGGUUAUACAUUCUGCAUUGGCUUGUACCUUCUUUUCUUCCUUGUACAUUCUGAAUUUGCUUUUACAUGUUUUACUGGCUUGUAUGUUCUGUACUGGCAAGAACUUUCUGUACUGGCUUGUACAUUAUGUACUGGCCUGUAUGUUCUGUACUGGCUUGUACAUUCUGUACUGGCUUGAAGAUUCUGUACUGGCUUGUAGAUUCUGUACUGGCUAGUAUGUUCUGUACUGGCUUGUACAUUCUGUACUGGCUUGUAGAUUCUGUACUGGCUAGUAUGUUCUGUACUGGCUUUUAUGUUCUGUAUUUGCUAACUGGCUUGUACAUUAUGUACUGACUUUUACAUUCUGAACUGGCUUGUGCAUUCUGUACUGGCUUGUGCAUUCUGUACUGGCUUGUGCAUUCUGUACUGGCUUGUACAUUCUGUACUGACUUUUACAUUCUGAACUGGCUUGUGCAUUCUGUACAGGCUUGUACAUUCUGUACUGGCUUAUACAUUCUGUACUGGCUUGUGCAUUCUGUACUGACUUUUACAUUCUGAACUGGCUUGUGCAUUCUGUACUGGCUUGUACAUUCUGUACUGGCUUGUACAUUCUGUACUGACUUUUACAUUCUGAACUGGCUUAUACAUUCUGUACAGGCUUGUACAUUCUGUACUGGCUUAUACAUUCUGUACUGGCUUGUGCAUUCUGUACUGACUUUUACAUUCUGAACUGGCUUGUGCAUUCUGUACUGGCUUGUACAUUCUGUACUGGCUUAUACAUUCUGUACUGGCUUGUGCAUUCUGUACUGACUUUUACAUUCUGAACUGGCUUGUGCAUUCUGUACAGGCUUGUGCAUUCUGUACAGGCUUGUACAUUCUGUACUGGCUUAUACAUUCUGUACUGGCUGGUACUUUCGUUACUGGCUUGUACAGAAUCUGUACUGGCUUGUACUUUCGUUACUGGCUUGUACAGAAUCUGUACUGGCUGGUACUUCCUUUACAUUAAUGACAGAUAAAGGCAAAAUCAUUAUCUGGUUGAUACAUGGCAAACAUAAUUUAAAUCUUUUGGAAAUGUUAAUUUAAGCAGUUAUCGGAUACUAGCCUGUCAAUCUUGGUUGCCUUGACAUUGAAAUACAAAGUUGCAACCAUUCUCAUUUUUCUUCAAAACAGUGGUUUAACUGUUUCUAAGAUUGUUACACAUAGUAAAUGUUUACACCACAUAAAUGCAAAAUGCAAGAAAUUUCAUCGUAAUUGUAUAUGUUGACAGAUUAGGUAUUUAAACAGUUACUGCUGUAAAAACAUAUUGAGUGUAUACAAUCCCUUUCAACAUACAGUAAGCAUCUGGUUAUAACAGAUCGCAUACACUGUAAUUCGAGUUUCUGCCCCUAUUAUAGUUAACAUACUGUUGUACGUUUUGUUCUGACAAUAAUCGGUACUAACUGUUUCUUUAAUUUGACCGAUUUGUAAGUGGCUUUUGUACUGCUUUUAGUUUGUGUGACCUUUUAUACAAACCUGUCUAAUAUGCCAAGAUACCUGGACCUGACUAUCCUACAUCAGCUGUCUUCAUACAACAAUGAUCAUCUCUUGGUAAACAGGUGUCAUUUUCAACCUUACAAAUCAUACUUCAUGAUUGUAUUGUGUCUCUAUAGUUGAUUUAAGAUAUGAACUAUCAUUAAAUACUAGUAUAAAAAACACACUAAUUUUUAAGUUUUGAAUGUUGUGUUCAUUUUUGAACAUGGAAAUUUAAGAAAGUAUCAAGAACUUUGCUAUCAUUAGUAUCAUAAACGAGGGAUUUUUUUUCGUUACUAAGUUGCUUUUUAUUCUUGCUUGUAAAUUUCCAACUACUUUAAUUGUAAUUUAUAACAAAAAUUAACAUGGCAUUAAUGCAGCUUGUUCUAAAAACCAUAUAGAUAUGCAAAAAAAAAGAUACUCUAGUUCAUGUUUACAAGUGGACAACACACUGCUUAAGCCAUAGGUUAAAUAAUUCUUGUUUUCAGUUUACAACUUGUCAUUCAGUUAAAAAUACAGCAGAAUUCAAAAUGUAUGGCAUGAUAAUCAGUGUUUAAAUUGUAUGAAUUGUUGAAAGUUGUAAAUAUCUUCAAAUACUGGAUCAAAAUUGUUAUGGCCGGGUUCAAGUGUUCACUGUGGAAACUGUGGUUGAAGCUGAAUGUUUUAAGCCUAAAUUCUGGUUACCACAGUUAAAACGCUUGAACUAAUCCUUACAGAAACCUAUACAAGAUUUCAGUAUUGUAUACACCUGACAGUGAUUAUACCAUUUGUUGAUUUUUUUUCUGUCCACGAUAUGUGUCGACAUUCAUAUUAUUGAGGUAAAUGUGUGUGUUACUUGCAAUGUUUAAUGCUAUUAAAUAAAUACUUAUGAUUUA
Mya arenaria is the source of this 6646-nucleotide messenger RNA. Its product is annotated as E3 ubiquitin-protein ligase KCMF1-like. Bases 167 to 1777 code for a protein of 536 amino acids. Gene Ontology annotation, molecular function: zinc ion binding. Gene Ontology annotation, biological process: synaptic signaling. Gene Ontology annotation, cellular component: plasma membrane. NCBI's taxonomy places the organism in Eukaryota, Metazoa, Mollusca, Bivalvia, Myida, Myidae. The record is from RefSeq and is a predicted model, not a curated record. The transcript has 7 exons.